AUGGUUAAGGCCUACCUUAACUAUGAGCAUGCUGCUGCCUUUGGGCUGACAGCGACGCCCACCUCGAAUGUGCAGCUGCUGCCGGGUGUGGGGCCCCGCUUCAGCAGCAGCAGCAGCAGCAGCAGCAGCAACAGCGAUUUAGUGUGGUGCUGCUGCGGCAGCGAGGCAGUGCUCUGGCAUUCGCAGCAGCGGCAGCAGCUGCUGCGGCUGCAGCCUCCAGCAGUUGUAGGCCCAGAUGGGGAAGUUGAGGUGUACAGGCAGCGCGCGACUGUUGUCUCAGCAGCAGCAGCAGCUGCUGCUGUUGCAGUAGGAUACAGCGACGGCAGCAUUCGCGUUUGGGCUCUUGAUGUUGCUGCUGCUGCUGUUGCUGCUCAGCAGCAGCAGCAGCCAACGAUCGGUCCCCCUCGCCUGCUGCUGCAGGGACACCGCGGGGCAGUCAACGCCUUGGAAUGGGCCUGCAGCAGCAGCAGCAGCAGCAGCAGCAGCAGCGAAGAUCUGCUGCUGUCUGGGGGCUCAGAGGGAGACAUUAUUGUGUGGGAUACCGAAAGCGGAAGAGGCCGCUGCCGUCUACGGGGACACAGCCAGCCAGUGACUGCGCUGCUGCCUCUACACCCCAAUGCAGCAGCAGCAGAAGCAGCAGCAGCAGCAGCAGCAACUGCUGCUGCUGCUGCUGGGAAGGAGGCAGAUGCUGAGGCGGAGGCCAAGGAGGCAAAGCGCAGCAAAAAACGCAAAGAGAACGCCGCUAGCGACACAAACAGCAGCACCAGCAGCAGCAGCAACAGCAGCAGCAGCAGCGGCAACAGCAGCAGCAGCAGCAGCAGCAACCUGCUGAUUGUGAGUGGGUCUAAGGACGGCCUAAUAAAGAUAUGGGAUUGCUCUCUGCAGCUCUGUCUGUACACCGUAGUCGAGGCAGCAGAAGCAGCAGAGGUGUGGGCCCUCGCCACCAACCCCUGUCAUACACGAUUGUUUGUGGGGGGUGGCGACUUCAAGGUGCGGGUGUUCGCGCUGCACUUAUCCCCGCCGCCAGCAGCAGCAGCAGCAGCAGCAACAACAACAGCAGCAGCAGCAACAGCAGCAGCAGGUAUCUGGGCGAUGACGACUUACUUAGGGUCUGUACACCCCAACAGAAACAGCAAAAAGCAGCGCAUACGGCAGCUGCAGUUCACGCCAACGACAGAUCCUCUCCCCCCAGCAGCAGCAGCAGCAGCAGCAGCAGCAGCAGCAACAGGAGCAGCAGCAGGAGCAGCAGGAGCAGCAAGGUGCCCUCCAGUGCUGGUUGGAGGUCUGCUGCUGUGCUGCAGUGGGGGGUCUCGUAUAGUCGAUGUCUUCCGUUGCUGCAAUGCAGCAGAGCUGCAGCAGCAGCAGCAAAAGAAAGAACGCCGCGCGCAGCAGCGGCUAAAGAAAAAGCAGCAGCAGCAGCAGCAAGACAGCAAUAAUGAAGAGCUUCAACAGCAGCAGGCAGAGGAAGACGACGACCAGCAGCAGCAGCUGCAACUGCAGCAGCAGCAGCAGCAGCAACAGCAGCUGGAGGAGGUAUUCUUUGUGGGAUCGCUGCAUGCAGAUGCACCCAUUAAGGGCUUCCACGCCCGAGUCGCCGCCAGCCGCAGCAGCAGCAGCAGCAGCAGCAGCAGCAGCAGCAGCUUGAGUGUGCGAAUUUGUCUCAAUCUCAGCAACAACACAAUGGAGCUGUGGGCAGCAAACCCUCAGCUGCUGCGGAAGCACACGCUGAAUUCGGAGGCAGCCUUUCAACGAAUUUGUUGUUUGUCUUCGGGGGGUCAUGCGGGGCAAAUGCGGAGUGUAAAUAUUUCUCAUGAUGACGGCUACCUCCUCUCGACAGCAGAUGAGGGGGCAAAGAUUUGGAGUGUAUCGUCAACCCGAUGCGUAAAGACGCUGCCUUGCGAAGAGCCGCAGUGCGGCUUCGUCGUGGCGGGCAACGAGCACAUUGUCUUAGGCUGCCGCAACGGCGAGUUGCUGUUGUUUGAUUUGGCUGCUGCUACGCUGCUGCAGCGCACAGCAGCGCAUGCAGCAGCAGUUAAUGCGUUAGCAGAACACCCCAAACACACAGGCUUUGCGACAGCUUCCAGCGACAAGACGGUGAAGUUGUUUGCUUUUUACCUCGAGGAGGCGAUGGAGGCUGACACGUCAAAGCCCAAGAAGAAGAAGCAGCAGCAGCAGCAACAGCAACAGCAGCAGCAGCAGCAGCAGCAGGUGUGCAUGCGCUGCGAGGGGUCCUUUAGUUUGCCUGACGAAGUGCUAGACGUCGCGUUUGACCCUGCGGGGCUUUUGCUGCUGGCCGCUCUCAUCGAUUACACUAUCCUCGUGCUGCACACAGACACAGGGCGGAUUCGUUUGUCUUUAUACGGCCACAAGCUACCGGUAACAACAAUAUCUGUUUCGUCUUCGGGUUUGCUGCUGGCGUCGGGGUCUGUAGAUAAAUCUCUCAAAGUGUGGGGCCUUCAAUUCGGAGAAAUACGAAAGAGCUUCCGCGCACACGAUGACGUCAUCACCAAAGUAUCGUUCUUGCCUCUGACUCAUUACGUGUUGUCUUGUAGCUUAGAUGGAUAUAUAAAGCAGUGGGAUGCAGACAGACAAAUAUUAAUAAAAGUUUUUGCAUGCGGUGCAGCAGCAAAAGGAGGCGGGCUGGGGGGCUGCGGCUUAGUUUCUUUUUGUGUUUCUUCGGAUGGUGAUUGCUGCUGCUGCUGCGACAGCAGCAGACAGCUGCAUCUCUGGAGAAGAACAGACGAACAGGUCUUUGCUGAGGAGCAGCAGGAAAAACGCUUGCUGCAGCAGCAGCAGCAAGAAACAGAAGCACUUGAUGCUGCUGCUGCCAACACUGCUGCUGCUGCUGCUGCUGCUGCUGCAACUAUCGUCCUUGACAGACCCACAAAACGUACAGAUGAAACCAUCAGGACUGCGGACAAGCUAAUUGAGGCCCUAGAUGUUGCGCGAGAGCAGCAACAGGAGGACGAAUUGUAUGAGGCUUCUUUCCUUCGCUGGAGCGAGACUGUUGCUGCUGCAGCGCGGCGUGCUGCUGCAGCAGGAGCAGAUCCAGCAGCAGCAGACGCAGCAGCAGCAGCAGCAGCAGCAGCAAAUCCCCUUCCUCGCCCUCCUCCAGCCAGACCCGAAUUGCUUGGCCGCUCAGCUAAUGAACAUCUGCUGCGGUGUAUAUACAGCAUUAAAAGCGCAGAAGCAGCAGAAGUGCUGCUGGCGUUGCCUGUAGACUAUGCAAUGCAGCUGUUGGAGUUUUUGACGGGAUUACUUGAGAAGGAAGCCAAACGCCUGUGGAAGGACAAGAUGCCGCAGCAGCUGGAGCAGCAGCAGCAGCACCUGCUGCUGCAGCAGCAGCAGCAGCAGCAGAUGGCGCUGCAGGGGCCGCUAGCGGGCUCGACGGAGGUUGCUGUGCGCUUGGCGCUGCAGUUGGUUCAGCUACACUUCAGGUCAGCAGCUGCAGCAGCAGCAGCAGCAGCAUGA
This is a messenger RNA of Eimeria acervulina, 3471 nucleotides long. RefSeq names its product WD-40 repeat protein, putative. The record is from RefSeq and is a predicted model, not a curated record. Gene Ontology annotation, molecular function: snoRNA binding; protein binding. NCBI's taxonomy places the organism in Eukaryota, Apicomplexa, Conoidasida, Eucoccidiorida, Eimeriidae. Gene Ontology annotation, biological process: maturation of SSU-rRNA. The transcript is spliced from 10 exons. Gene Ontology annotation, cellular component: Pwp2p-containing subcomplex of 90S preribosome; small-subunit processome. Bases 1 to 3471 code for a protein of 1156 amino acids.